Sardina pilchardus (European sardine) is the source of this 864-nucleotide messenger RNA. RefSeq names its product homeobox D13a (gene hoxd13a). The transcript has 2 exons. The record is from RefSeq and is a predicted model, not a curated record. Gene Ontology annotation, molecular function: DNA-binding transcription factor activity, RNA polymerase II-specific; RNA polymerase II cis-regulatory region sequence-specific DNA binding. Lineage: Eukaryota; Metazoa; Chordata; Actinopteri; Clupeiformes; Clupeidae. Gene Ontology annotation, biological process: regulation of transcription by RNA polymerase II. The coding region runs from base 1 to 864 and encodes 287 amino acids.
AUGGAAGGUUUGGGAGGGGAUAUACCGCCGAUGCACAACAGAAGUUUUUAUCCAUCUGCAUUCGGAGCACACACCAGCCGAACUGCAACAGGAGCGACGGUCUAUUCGGUCGCGGACAGAACAAACUCAUUCACUCAUGACUCUUUCAAGACGUAUGGGUCUUUGCCUACCACAGCCGCCUCAAAUACGUCUGUCACCUUCGGCUGUCAAUUCGGCAACAGUUGUUACAGUUGCAAAAUACCGCACAAUUCCUGUUUCCAACACAGCGUGUUGAAACAAACCGCUAAUGCAUCUCUCGGUGGACAUUCAGACAAAUCGGUGGACAUGACAGGCUACACCACUAACGUGCACUGCAGUGAACUUCCAGGGAGGGCGAAAGAUUUUGGGGUUUAUCAGGGCUUUCAAACUCACUAUCCACGGAUUCCAGGAUACAUUGAUGUACCUGUUGUGCCUCGAAGUAGUACUGGUGAUCCGCGACAUGGGACUGCCCUUCCCAUGGAAAACUAUCAGCCUUGGAACUGGUCAAGUAGUUGGGGUGGCCAACUUUACUGCGCAAAAGAGCAGAACCAAAGCACGCACAUUUGGAAAUCUUCUCUUGCAGAGGAUACAGCACUAAACCGGCCAGACGUCAGCACCUUUUACCGGCGUGGGAGGAAGAAAAGGGUGCCGUACUCCAAGCUUCAGCUCAGAGAACUUGAACGAGAGUACACAAUCAACAAAUUUAUCACUAAAGAGAAAAGACGACGAAUAGCCUCCUGCACCAAUUUAACAGAAAGACAAGUGACGAUAUGGUUUCAGAAUCGACGAGUCAAAGACAAGAAAAUCGUGUCAAAAACAGCAAAAGACUUUGCACCUUUUUCAUGA